AGCUCAAUUUGACUGCUGAAAUUAAGAAAUCAUGGCUUGCAAGUGUGACUGCAAAAACAAGCAAUGCAAGUGCGGAGACAAAUGUGAAUGCAGUGGAGACAAGUGUUGUGAGAAGUACUGCUGUGAGGAGGCCAGUGAGAAAAAAUGCUGUCCAGCUGGAUGUAAGGGAGACUGCAAGUGUGCAAACUGUCAUUGUGCAGAGCAGAAGCAGUGCGGAGACAAGACCCAUCAACACCAGGGAACUGCUGCGGCUCAUUAAAAUGUUUCAGAGUUGAAUCUGAAAAUACCACAAUUCCUACUAAACUGUGAACAUCCUACUAAAUUGUAAUUACCUCCGAGAUUUAUGUAAACUAAUAAAUGUGUAUAUUACUUG
Caenorhabditis elegans is the source of this 373-nucleotide messenger RNA. RefSeq names its product Metallothionein-1 (gene mtl-1). NCBI's taxonomy places the organism in Eukaryota, Metazoa, Nematoda, Chromadorea, Rhabditida, Rhabditidae. The transcript has 2 exons. The record is from RefSeq and is marked reviewed. Bases 32 to 259 code for a protein of 75 amino acids.